AUGGCUUUGCUUUUUGUCUUCUCCACGGCUGCGAUUGUGGCUGUGUGCUCAGAGCAAGCCCCCAGCCAGCGCUCUGUAACAGCGUUCCCUUGGGUUAAUGUGAGUCUCUCUCUGUUUCCAGCUGGCCCACGCCGGUUCAGUGGUGCUCAGUGGCACAUGCAGAACGUCCUCAAAGACUCCGUGGAGAGCUCCGAUGAUGAAUUCUUUGAUGCGCGAGAAGAGAUGGUGGAAGGAAAAAGUGCCAUUCUCAUAGGCAUGAGCCAGUGGAACUCAAAUGACCUUGUUGAGCAGAUAGAAACAAUUGAGAAGCUGGAAGAAAAUCAAGGUGAAGAGUCUGCAUUUUGCUCAUCUGGCUUUCUACAGGAAAAACAACGUGAAUUAUAUAGAGCUUCUUUAAGACAACAAAGGUUCCCGGCACAAGGCAGUAUUGAACUACAUGAGGACAAUGAGGAGGCAGUUCAACACCAGAACUGCAAAACUCAUGUGCUAAUUUUGAUCCUACAUGGUGGGAACAUCUUAGACACUGGAGGUGGGGACCACAGCAGCAAGCUGGCAGACAUCAACACCUUCAGUUCUGUGUUUGAGAAAGUGACCCGAGCCCAUUUCCCUGCCGCUUUGGGCCACAUCUUAAUCAGACUUGUUCCCUGCCCAGCAAUUUGUUCAGCAGCCUUCUCCCUUGUUUCCAACCUAAAUCCCUACAGCUAUGAUGAGAGCUGUCUCAGCAGCAGUGAAGACCACAUCCCACUGGCUGCCUUGCCCUUGCUGGCUGUUUCAUCCCCUCAGUACCAGGAUGCAGUUGCCAUGGUGAUCAGUAGAGCCAAUCAAGUGUACAAUGAAUUUCUCAAAUCUACAGAUGGGGCUGGUUUUAAUGGACAGGUGUGUCUCAUUGGUGACUGCGUUGGAGGAAUUUUGGGCUUUGAUGCCAUCUGCUAUAAUUCUAAUACAGCUGAUGAGAGUCGGAACAGUAGCAGGAGAGGAAGCAUCAGCAGCAUCCAGGAUAAUCCCCUCUUAGCAGAGGACUCCAGUCUGAGUGGCAGCAAACGCCUGAGCAAAAGCAAUAUUGACAUCUCGGGAAUCGUGGAGGAUGAGAAGCCGAGGCAGACGUUGCCUAGGAAACAGAGCGACUCAUCCACCUAUGACUGUGAUACCGUAACCCAACAUCAUGCUCUCCUGUCUAGCAUCCACGCAAGCGUGUUGAAAGAUGGUGCAGACUUUCCUCCUGUGAAUUCCAGUCUUUCAGAAGUAAACCUGGGCCGAUUUGAGUUUGAGGUGUCCGAUUUCUUCCUCUUUGGAUCACCGCUUGGAUUGGUGCUGGCCAUGAGGAGUACUGUUCUGCCUGGCCUGGAUGUAUGCCAGGUCCGCCCAGCCUGCAGCCAAGUGUACAGUUUCUUUCACUCUGCUGACCCCUCUGCCUGCAGACUUGAACCAUUGCUGGAGAAAAGAUUCCAUCUCCUGCCUCCAUUCAGUGUCCCACGGUACCAGAGAUACCCACUAGGGGAUGGAAGAUCUCACCAGUUAGGUGAUGCUAUCCACAAGGACAGUGCUCUGUUCCUUGAGAACAGCUCUUCGAAAAUACCCUUCUCUCAGGAGAGUCCCAGAUCUCCAAACGCAUCUGAUCAACCACAAGAAAAAACAAGAAAGUUGAGCUUGGCCAGCACAAACAGUGAAAACUCAGGGUCAACAGAAAGCUUGCCAUCAGUAUGCCUCACCAACAUUACUGCAAAGUGGUGGGGAACAAAACGAAUAGAUUAUGCCUUGUAUUGUCCAGAUGUGCUGACAGCCUUUCCAACUGUGGCCCUGCCGCAUCUCUUCCAUGCUAGCUACUGGGAAUCAACAGAUGUUGUGGCCUUCAUUUUAAGACAGGUGAUGAGGUAUGAAAACGUAAAUUUCAAGGAAAAUGAAAACCUGGAUCCAGCAACACUAAGUCCAUCCAAUCCACGAGAAAAAUGGCUACGCAAAAGGACACAUGUCAAAUUGAGAAAUGUGACUGCUAAUCACCGAGCUAAUGAUGUCAUCGCAGCAGAAGAUGGUCCUCAGGUACUAAUUGGGCGCUUUAUGUAUGGGCCUCUGGACAUGGUAGCUUUAACAGGUGAAAAGGUUGAUAUCUUCGUAAUGACUGAGCCGUCUUCAGGUAGGUGGGUGUACUUCGACACAGAGAUAUCCAACAGCAGCGGCCGGAUAUCCUACAACAUACCCAAACAGAAGAGACUGAGAGUUGGUGUGUAUCCCAUCAAAAUGGUGGUCAGAGGGGACCAGAGCAGUGCUGCAAGUUACCUGACUGUGCUUCCCCGAGGAAUGGAAUGUGUCGUUUUCAGCAUUGACGGUUCAUUUGCAGCAAGUGUUUCAAUUAUGGGAAGUGACCCCAAAGUCCGAGCUGGGGCUGUUGAUGUUGUCAGGUAA
Molecule: messenger RNA, 2400 nt
Organism: Tauraco erythrolophus (red-crested turaco)
Lineage: Eukaryota; Metazoa; Chordata; Aves; Musophagiformes; Musophagidae
Source: RefSeq, a predicted model, not a curated record